CAAAUUUUGGUUUCCUUAGUCUAUGUAUUCCAGCUACAGUGAAAACAUCUCCUCCCCUUUGAUCUUCCUUUAACCAUGGUUAAAAUGGAUUCUGAGAAUAUCGCACAGGUGAUGGAGGAGACAACCCUCACCAGAAUCAGGUUGCUGCUAAACGAUCAGAAAGUGAAGCUUUGGGAACCACCUUACUACAACAAGGAUUUGAAUCAAGCAGACGAGAAACAGAUUCACGAAUUAGCUGGAGUUAUCAAACCGGAUCUAGAACUGCCAUUACCUCAUAUAUUCCAGGGUUUACUGAUGCUUCAACAAAAUGCCUUAGAAAAAUUAGCUGCAAGAAAUAGGUUUUCAGAGAGUGGAGUUUUGAACCUGAGAUUAAAGUUUGGACGAACCCUGAAAUCAAGAUUAAGAAACGUGGAGAUAAAUGCAGAGGAGAUGGGAACUGUCCUUGUCAACAAAAUAAGCACGAUGGUGGAUCGGAAUCCCGCCAUGUUGAAAUUAAUCUCUGGAGGGAAAGUUAUCCAAGAGAAUGUGUCCUUGAAGGAACAGGGUGUAAAAACAAGCAGUACUGUUAUGGUUCUCCUUAUAUCAUCAAGUCAAAGUGUCCAGAUGGUUGCUGAGCAGAGAAAACUGUUGGAACAAACUAAAGAAGAUGCUGGAAGGUUGGGGGAGAAGAAUGCUGUAAAGGAUGAUUAUUAUCUUCAGGUAGCUGACCAGUCUGGUCGAUCUCUACAGCUGCCAGCAGCGGAAAAGAAAGCUCUCAUUAUUGCCAUGUCCUUGCACGAGAAGGGCAGAGCAGCACUGCUCAGCGGAGACUAUUCAUUAGCUGUUGUGUUAUUACUGGAAGCUGAAUCAGAAUUCUCUAACUGUAGAAGUGAUCUUGUAGAACAGGUUGAUAAUUUUGCAAUCUUGAAUCUGGACAUAGCUUGGUGUUACCUUAUGCUGCAAUCUGUUAGUGAACUACCUAAUGCCUGUGAACGACUGGAUGCUUGUGAGCGUAUGUUUAAAGCCAGCUAUGGAACCAACCUAGAGCGCUUGCAGGCUAUCAAGGGUGCAACAGGUCAAGAGGCUGCUUUAAUUAUGCGUCUUCACUUACUUCAGGGAAUUGUUGCGUUUCAUCUUGGUAGACAACGUGAAGCUCGUCUUCUUCUGCAAAAAACACAGAUCGAAGCAGAAUUACUCGAUGUUAAUGAACAACUACUCGAGCAGGUUGUACAACUGGGAUAUUCUACUACAGAAGCUAGGUUAGGAUUACGAGCAUCUAAAGGGGAUUUAGAUGGAGCAGUGGAACAUAUUCAUAGAAGAAGAGAAGAGGGGGAAGAGAUACGACGGAAGGAGAAGGAGGAGAGAGAGUUGGAGAAGUUACGAAGUGAACUAGGAAAAUGUUCUGAUGGUUCGUGGAUCAAUGUGGGAUAUUAUAAAACCCUUCUCAACAUGGGAUUUACGGACAAGGUAUCUGCAGCUGCAUUGAGACAAUCUAACAACAGUUUAAACCUUGCAGUUCAGCUACUCCAAGAGGAACCUGAGCUUAUUCAUCUAGCUGCCAAGGAGGAUAAAGUAAAUGAUGAGGAUUUAGCUCGCCUUGUAUCCCUGGGAUACUCCCCGGAGAUGGCGAGUAUCGCCCUGGACAACGAGGGAGGGGUGGAGGAGGCGGCAGAGGCUCUAAUGGCGGGCGAGGGGAUCGUUACACCUCAGGAAGGAGAACGUAAAGGGAAAAGAAAGAGGAAGGAGGAGCAGGAGGAUAAGGAGGCGUAUGAGAGGAUCAAGGAGGGUGUAGCCAGAGGAGAAGAGGAUCAUCUUGAUAUUGAUCUCAAGUUAGAAAAGGAGUUCCUGGAAAAGUAUCUUGAGCUUGUAAAUCAACAAUCUAAAUCAUAAAAAAAACCAUAUAUCAAUCAAUCAAACUGGUGGAGAAUCAUAUCAGUGAUCAUAUAUAUAUAUACUAAUUAUGAUGAUUAAUGAUAGAUCAUCUAGAAUUGGAAAUUAUUGCCUUUAAAACAAAAAUUUGUAAAAUCAGACCCAAAUAUUAAUACAAAAUAAUUUUAAGUUGCUUGUUAAUGGACUAAAACUGAGGUGUUAUAUUUUUUCACUUUUAAACACAUUUAGAUGAAGUUCAAAUAAAUAAAUUAUACGUA
Messenger RNA from Eurytemora carolleeae, 2126 nucleotides. Its product is annotated as NEDD8 ultimate buster 1. Gene Ontology annotation, biological process: regulation of ubiquitin-dependent protein catabolic process. The transcript is spliced from 22 exons. Gene Ontology annotation, molecular function: protein binding. Bases 76 to 1869 code for a protein of 597 amino acids. The record is from RefSeq and is a predicted model, not a curated record. NCBI's taxonomy places the organism in Eukaryota, Metazoa, Arthropoda, Copepoda, Calanoida, Temoridae.